ACCCGGAAGCAAUUGGACGGCAAGAAACGCAUGUUUCCUGUAGUUUGUGUUGUUUUGCUGAAGCCAAAGUCAAACACGUACACACGCUGUACCAUAAUGAACAACUGCAGAAGAAUAGCACGUAAUUGUGGCUGUAGCUCCGGACUGAACAGCCUCAUGUCCCGCUUCAAGACGCGGACAAACGGUGACUCGUGUCCCGGAGCAGCGCCGUCUCACAACCGGGGUCAAGCCACCGUUGCCGGGGGGAAACCCCGGUUGACAGCGGCCGACCUGGCUCAGCAGGUCCAGCAGGAAAAGACGAAGACACCGGCUACCGAAACUCCGAUGUCCAAGCAGCAGAAGAGGGUGAUGGAGUUGAAACAAUUCACUCUGCAGCUGCAAAAUGUUCACCCGAACGUCCUGGCCAAACACCUAUUCAGAGGCGUGUUGUACCAGGACAAACAUGUAGUGGUCAUCAACAAACCGCACGGUGUCCCGGUUCAAGAUGCCUCCAGGGGUACAGCCAUCUCAUCCGUACUUCCCGCCCUUUCUAAAUUGAUGGAUGGAAUGAAGACCAAAUCGGAUUCACAGUUGUUCCCUUCUCUGGGACUGGAGAAGGAGACAACAGGAGUUCUCCUACUGGCCAGGAGUGACGAGGCAGUGAGUUACAUACUCAACAUGCACAGAGAAAACAACGUGCAGAGGAAAUACUGGGUCAUCACAGUCGGUGUACCUGUGCCAUCUGAGGGAGUCAUUGAUAUUCCCAUCAUAGAGCGAGAGGUCACUGGCCCCAAGCCACACUACAAGAUGGGGUUAAGUCCUCUUUUCAGAAUGAAUGACUCGGGUGAUGGUGUGACCAAAGUGCGAGGUCAUCGGCAAGCUCAUCCCGCUGUGACCAAGUACAGAGUCCUGGACAGCAGCACUGGCUGUAGCCUUGUGGAGCUUCAGCCAUUAACUGGAGUGAAGCACCAAAUGAGGGUUCACAUGGCAUUAGCAUUGGCAUGUCCCAUUCUAGGUGACCAUAAAUAUUCCCACUGGAGCAAACUGGCACCACAGAAAUUACCAGAACGCGUGUUGAGUAAGCUUGGACUGGAACAGAGCAAGAGCCGGUACAUUCCUCUUCAUUUGCACGCACGGCAGCUGACGCUAUCGCGCGCCAGCGAAGAUGACAUCGAUGUCUCCUGUCCACUCCCAAAAUACUUCACACAAUCACUGAAACACCUGCAUUUAACACUUCCUGAUAAAAAGGAUGAUGAAUAAAAUAAAUCUUCGCUUGUUUGAAUGUAUGCAAGUGGCCUUGUUAAGAACAUGAUGUCAUGUGUGGGAAAAAUAUGGAAAUGUUUAGGUUAAAUGGAAGAUUUGUUUGUAUAAAGAGAGUGAAAUUAACUGCACAGUGCUUUUUUUAGUAAUAAACAAAUGGAGCAGAACUGUA
This is a messenger RNA of Solea solea (common sole), 1411 nucleotides long. Its product is annotated as pseudouridylate synthase RPUSD4, mitochondrial-like. The record is from RefSeq and is a predicted model, not a curated record. Gene Ontology annotation, biological process: pseudouridine synthesis. Gene Ontology annotation, molecular function: pseudouridine synthase activity; RNA binding. NCBI's taxonomy places the organism in Eukaryota, Metazoa, Chordata, Actinopteri, Pleuronectiformes, Soleidae. The transcript is spliced from 6 exons. Bases 31 to 1239 code for a protein of 402 amino acids.